This is a messenger RNA of Coffea arabica (coffee), 1880 nucleotides long. Its product is annotated as polyubiquitin. Gene Ontology annotation, molecular function: protein binding. The record is from RefSeq and is a predicted model, not a curated record. Lineage: Eukaryota; Viridiplantae; Streptophyta; Magnoliopsida; Gentianales; Rubiaceae.
AAAGCAAAUAAAUUAUAAAUAAAUCAAGGAGAAGGAUUCCUUCGCCGUUGCCGUGUAGGGUUGGUGCAAUGUACCUCAUGAUGACACGUGUCCCUUCCCAAUAGGCGGACACGGGCUGGCAAUUUCGUAAUAAUUCGGUCAUUACGUCUUUAAAUUGAUCCCAUCUCCUCCGUUGCCAAUCGCUCAUUCAUCUGUCCACAGCUCCAAUUUCUGAAUUUCUUUGUCAAAGCCUUCUACUCUCUCUCUCUGUCAGGAUGCAGAUCUUUGUCAAAACUCUUACCGGCAAGACCAUCACUCUCGAAGUCGAGAGUUCUGACACCAUCGACAAUGUCAAGGCCAAGAUCCAGGACAAGGAAGGAAUUCCCCCGGACCAGCAAAGGUUGAUCUUUGCUGGAAAGCAACUAGAGGAUGGCCGCACCCUCGCUGACUACAAUAUCCAAAAGGAGUCCACCCUCCACCUGGUCCUCCGUCUGAGGGGUGGAAUGCAGAUCUUCGUCAAGACCCUCACCGGAAAGACGAUCACCCUUGAGGUUGAAAGUUCGGACACCAUCGACAAUGUCAAGGCCAAGAUCCAGGACAAGGAAGGCAUUCCCCCAGACCAGCAAAGGCUCAUCUUCGCUGGAAAGCAACUCGAGGACGGUCGUACCCUUGCCGACUACAACAUCCAAAAGGAAUCCACCCUCCACUUGGUUCUCCGUUUGAGGGGUGGGAUGCAGAUCUUCGUGAAGACCCUUACUGGAAAGACUAUUACCCUCGAGGUUGAAAGUUCCGACACUAUUGACAACGUCAAAGCCAAGAUCCAGGACAAGGAGGGUAUUCCCCCCGACCAGCAAAGGCUCAUCUUUGCUGGAAAGCAACUUGAGGAUGGACGAACCCUUGCCGACUACAACAUUCAGAAGGAAUCAACCCUCCACCUGGUGCUUCGUCUUAGGGGAGGCAUGCAAAUUUUCGUCAAGACCCUCACCGGGAAGACUAUCACCCUCGAAGUGGAAAGCUCUGACACCAUUGAUAAUGUCAAGGCUAAGAUUCAAGACAAGGAGGGUAUUCCCCCAGACCAGCAGAGGUUGAUUUUCGCCGGCAAGCAGCUUGAGGACGGAAGGACUCUUGCUGAUUACAACAUUCAGAAAGAGUCCACCCUUCACUUGGUGCUGAGGUUGAGGGGCGGCAUGCAGAUUUUCGUCAAGACAUUGACUGGGAAGACAAUCACCCUUGAGGUGGAGAGCUCUGAUACCAUAGACAAUGUCAAGGCAAAAAUUCAGGACAAGGAGGGAAUCCCACCAGACCAGCAAAGGUUGAUCUUUGCUGGUAAGCAGCUUGAGGAUGGACGCACUCUGGCGGAUUAUAACAUUCAGAAGGAGUCAACCCUUCACUUGGUGCUUAGGUUGAGAGGAGGAAUGCAGAUCUUUGUGAAGACUUUGACCGGAAAGACCAUCACCCUAGAGGUGGAGAGUUCGGACACAAUUGACAAUGUGAAGGCUAAGAUUCAGGAUAAGGAGGGGAUCCCACCAGACCAGCAGAGGUUGAUCUUUGCUGGUAAGCAAUUGGAAGAUGGCAGGACCUUGGCUGACUAUAACAUCCAGAAGGAGUCCACCCUCCACCUUGUCCUCCGUUUGCGCGGUGGCUUCUAAAUGCUGUACUCUGUUGAAGCUGUCUUGGUGUUGAACUGAACUUGCCUUGGUGUUAUCGUGCAUGGGUGGUCGGACCGUCAAAUAAAGCCAUUUUAUAUGGAUCUUUUAAUAGUGUUUGUGGCCGUGUUUUCUGGGAUUGGUGGCGGUGUUUGUUUGUUAAACAGCUUGUUAUGGGAAAAUUGGAUGUGUUACCUGUAUUUUGAAUAAAUUUCAUUUUCGUUGAGAAUGGAACUUUUACUAUGUCCUUUUAUA